AUGGAAGGAGAAGCAGACUCCGCGGUACCAGAUAAUCCCUCUGAUAAUAAGAUCAAAGAGGGAAAGAAAAAGAAAAAGAAGGAACGGGUGGAAGAUGCUGACUCUCCAAUACCCAAGAAGAAGAAGAAGAAAGAUAAACAAAUUAAGGACCACAGUAAUGAAUGCGUAGACAUGAAUGGCAACGUUGAUUCAGAAGAAACUGCAAAGCCACAGAAAAAGUCAGAUUCAGAGAAAAAAAAGAAGAAAAAGAUUGCUAUAAUUGAAGAAACCAAUGGUCACUCCCUAAUGAGUAGCCCUGCUGUGACGCCAAUUGAAACACCAUCUCAUUCAAGUGACUCUCCCAGUGACAACGAGAAAGAAACUGUUGAAACGGAAACGCUAGAACAGAAAGAAGGUGCCUUUUCGAACUUCAGAAUAUCCCAGGUCACCAUAGAUAAGCUCAAAGCUCGUGGUGUUUCGUACCUGUUUGACAUUCAGGUGAAGACCUUUGAUUCAGUGUAUGAUGGCGGAGAUGUAAUUGCUCAAGCCCGGACAGGAACAGGAAAAACAUUCUCCUUUGCUCUUCCUUUGGUGGAGAAGCUCCAGAAAGAUGGAGUUGAUAAAACCCGUGGCCGUGCCCCAAAGGUUUUAGUUUUGACACCAACCAGAGAGCUUGCCAUCCAGGUUGCAAAAGACUUCAAAGACAUUGCAAAGAGACUGUCUAUUGCAUGUUUUUAUGGCGGGAGCUCAUACAACCCACAAGUCGAAGCUAUUCGAAACGGUAUUGACAUUUUGGUUGGGACGCCAGGGCGCAUCAAAGAUCAUAUUCAGAACAAUAAACUUGACCUGUCAAAACUCAAACAUGCUGUCCUUGACGAAGUUGACCAAAUGUUGGACAUGGGAUUUACAGAACAAGUUGAAGAGAUACUGGCUUCUUCUUAUAAAAAAGAUUCCGACUCCAAUCCACAGACACUGCUGUUCUCAGCCACUUGCCCUCCAUGGGUUUAUGACGUUGCAAAGAAAUACAUGAGGCCUGACUGUAAACAUGUCGAUUUGAUUGGCAAGAAAAUGCAGAAGGCUGCAACAACAGUUGAACAUUUGGCUAUUGCUUGUCAUUGGUCACAACGAGCUGCUGUGAUAGGAGAUGUCAUCCAAGUUUACAGCGGCAGACACGGGAAAACUAUUAUCUUCUGUGAGACAAAGAAGGAGGCCACUGAGCUUGCAAUGAAUACAUCGAUCAAACAGAGUUCUCAAUCUCUCCAUGGAGACAUUCCGCAAAAACAAAGGGAGACAACACUGAAAGGAUUCAGGAAUGGGUCUUUUGAAGUUCUUGUUGCGACAAAUGUUGCAUCACGAGGUUUAGAUAUUCCUGAAGUGGAUCUUGUUGUUCAGUGUUCUCCUCCUAAGGAUGUGGAGUCUUAUAUUCAUCGCUCUGGCCGUACAGGCAGGGCUGGCCGAACUGGAGUGUGCAUUUGUUUUUACCAGAGAAGAGAAGAGGACCAAUUGCGCUAUGUAGAAAACAAAGCUUGCAUCACAUUUAGACGUGUAGGUGUUCCAACUGCUAACGAAAUUAUCAAGUCUUCCAGUAAGGAUGCAGUCAAAUUUUUAGAUUCAGUACCUGUUGCUGCAAUUGGUUAUUUCAGAGAAUCGGCUGAAAAGCUGAUUGAAGAAAAAGGAGCCGUUGAAGCACUAGCAGCAGCAUUAGCCCAUAUUUCUGGAGCUACGAGUUUAGAGCAGCGUUCACUGCUCAACUCUGAUGCUGGAUUCACAACUAUGCAGAUGGUCUGUUCACAAGAAAUGCACAAUCUUGGUUACGCAUGGAGGAGCAUUAAAGAACAACUUGGAGAGGAGUUUGAGAAUCAGAUCCAAAGAAUGACAUUCCUUAAAGGAAAAAUGGGAGUUUGUUUUGACGUACCAGCAGACAAAGUCAAGCAUAUUCAGGAGUCUUGGACGGACGGUCGACGCUGGCAAUUGACCGUAGCAACAGAGCUCCCUGAACUGGAGGAGAAGCAGGGCAAUCGUGGUGACAGGGGCUUCGGCGGCGGCAACCGCGGUGAUAGAGGCGGUGGGUUCAGAGGAGGAAGAGGCAGAAACUUCAGGAGCGGCAGCUUUCGGAACGGUGGCGGCGGUGGCGGCGGCGGUGGUGGUGGAGGCGGCAACAAUUGGGGAGGACAAAAGCGAAGCUUUAGCCAAGCCUUUAAUUACUGA
Molecule: messenger RNA, 2187 nt
Organism: Knipowitschia caucasica
Lineage: Eukaryota; Metazoa; Chordata; Actinopteri; Gobiiformes; Gobiidae
Source: the annotation of a GenBank genome assembly